UUUCCUUCUCUUCAGUUGUCAUCCAGUUGAGGUAAGUGUUCACUACAUCUUCGAAAUUGUGCUCGUGCAUGUUCCGGUGAGCUCUUCUCUUGCGACUGCUCUGAAGACAACGGGCACCCCACGGCACAAACGUCUGGAGUGGAUUCACGACUCGAAUCAUUCCAUGACUUCAACUAACACAGAAUGGGUGCGCUUCUCGCUGCUCCGGCAUGCGCAGCUUCAAUUGCCUGCUGCUGUGGAAGCGCAGCUUGUUCGUUAUGCUGUUCGGAUGUGCGCUGCUUUGGCCUCCUUCUUCUUCAUCUUCAUGAUAAUGAUGUUUGGAGUGAAAUCAUCAAGGGAUGCACGAUCGUCAAUUCAGAAUGGAUUUUGGUUAGCUUUCUUUCUUAUCAUAAUCAUGUUACGUACUCCCGUUUAUGGGACGGUUUAA
Molecule: messenger RNA, 427 nt
Organism: Angiostrongylus costaricensis
Lineage: Eukaryota; Metazoa; Nematoda; Chromadorea; Rhabditida; Metastrongylidae
Source: the annotation of a GenBank genome assembly